CGAUUAUUGAGUCUAUGGAGUUUCGUGAAGCGUUUGUCACUCACGAUGCUACUGCGCAAUCGUGGUCACUGAUAACGAGAAAUAAGAUUUACCAGCUUCGAAUGUUCAGUGUAAAUUGGAUCGACCGAUCACAUUGCCAUUGUGAAAGAUCUUCGCGCAAUUUUAACCAUUGCGAUAUUCCUGUUAUUAUUGUAUCGCUCACGGAGUACGGAAUAAGAGAGAGAAAUACCGGAAGUUGAUCGAUGAAUGCCUAGAUCCGGAACCUGAUCGAGGAAUUUUUCGUUGGAAACAGAUGAGAGAUUCGUGAUUUGGAGAGAUAGUUAAGAGUAUUUUAAAGAAAUGGCAACCGUUUUAACUACAUUCUCGGUCCUCAAAGAUCAUGUCAAGUGGAAGAUUUCGCAGGACUAUGUGGCCAUUGAUAACUUGGUUUUCAAGAUGCACUAUAGAUUCACGUUUCUGAUACUUUUGAUCGCUACGCUAUUGGUAACAGCUAGAGAAUUUAUCGGAGAACAUAUCAGGUGUAUCGCUGGGCAUGGAAUGAGCGAUGAUGUAGUGAAAGUAAUCAACACUUUCUGCUUUUUCACGUCUACUUACACUGUGACAAAACAUUUGAACAAAACAUCGGUGGAAUUAGGCGAAAUCGCACAUCCUGGCGUGGGACCAGCAACUUCAGAAGACUCCGUGGUACAUCAUGCCUACUACCAGUGGGUGCCCUUCGUUCUGUUUUUUCAGGCGAUCUUCUUUUACGCGCCUCACUACCUGUGGAGGAAUGUUGAAGGAGGCCGUUUGAAAGCGUUGGUUACCGGAUUGCAUACAGCGUCAAUGGCUCUUCGUGAGACAUCUCUGAAAACCGAGAAUGGUAUAAGCAUCAUGUCGAAGGACGAAUGCGACGAGAAAAUACAUCAAAUUCGCCAUGCUUUUCUGAAUCGUAUUCACUUGAAUCGGCCGUGGGCGUAUUAUUUGGGCCUAUGCGAGGUUCUCAAUUUCAUCAACGUUCUUUUGCAAAUAUAUCUGACCGACUGGUUUCUCGGAGGUGCUUUUCUCGGUCUUGGACAAAUGUUGGCACAUUAUGAAUCCGAAGAAGGUCAAGUCGAACCUCUUGACAUCGUAUUUCCUAAGGUAACUAAAUGUAUCUUUCACAAAUACGGUCCAUCAGGAACUAUACAAAAUCACGAUGCUCUGUGCAUCAUGGCAUUGAACAUCAUUAACGAGAAGAUCUAUGUGUUCCUUUGGUAUUGGUACAUCUUUCUCUCUGUGAUAACCGGUUUAGGAUUGCUCUGGAGGUUACUUACUAUGGCGUUGCAUGCCAGGAGCGAACUGUUCAACAAGUUAGUGUUCUCCAUGGCUUGUCCUGGGAAAUACAAUCCGUGGAACGUGCUGGCUGUUACUCAUGAGUGCCACUACGGGGAUUGGGUAUUUCUUUAUUAUAUAGCGAAGAACCUGGACAACUAUAUAUUCAAAGAACUGUUGGUGAAACUUGCCGGUGAUCUGGAAGAAAGACGUCAAACUAUAUACAAUAUGUCCAACGAAGAGAAACCGUUAAACGAUAAAGGGAGUCAAUUUUAACUCGUCUACGCAAAA
Messenger RNA from Apis cerana (Asiatic honeybee), 1581 nucleotides. It is a transcript of the gene Inx7, whose product is annotated as innexin 7. Gene Ontology annotation, cellular component: gap junction; plasma membrane. Lineage: Eukaryota; Metazoa; Arthropoda; Insecta; Hymenoptera; Apidae. The record is from RefSeq and is a predicted model, not a curated record. Gene Ontology annotation, molecular function: gap junction channel activity. Gene Ontology annotation, biological process: phototransduction.